Messenger RNA from Camellia sinensis, 423 nucleotides. Lineage: Eukaryota; Viridiplantae; Streptophyta; Magnoliopsida; Ericales; Theaceae. The record is from RefSeq and is a predicted model, not a curated record.
AUGGUAAAUGAUUUUAAAAUUUUCAUUUUGGUCAAUGCCAGGAUCUUUAAUAUAUAUCCAAGGAAAGGAGCAAUCCUUGUUGGAUCAGAUGCAGAUAUAAUCAUAUUCAACCCAAAUUCAAGCUUUGAAAUUAGUGCCACUUCUCACCACUCUAGAUUGGACACGAAUGUCUUCGAGGGAAGAAGAGGGAAGGGAAAGGUUGAAGUAAAAAUUGCUGGAGGAAGGAUUGUUUGGGAAAAUGGUCAAUUGAAGGUUGCCCUGGGUGAUGGAAAGUAUGUAGAAAUGCAACCUUUCAGUUAUCUUUUUGGUGGAAUUGACAAGCAGAUGCAAAGUACCUCUCUUCUCUCCGAGCUCCAGUGAAGUGAUUCAAAGCCACAACUUGACUUGCAGGUUCAAUUACUUUCACUAUUUAUGAUAGCUUUG